AUGUCGGCUAUGGGUGAUGAACGAAGCGAUAAACGGAUGGAGUUGGAACGUAAGAAGCAAAAAUUGGCUGAAAUGAGGGAGGCGAGGAGAAGAGCUGAUGAGGAGAAGAAACGAAAGCUACUUGCCUCUGUACCUGUUGAAAACGGUAAUCAGAGACAAACUCUUACUUCAACGGAAGUGCAGGAACUACUCGCUGAAGUAGGAAUCCCAACUGAACCGAGAUUAGAAAGGUCAUCGGAAGGAAUCAAUGGAUUGAGUGAUAGCGCACAAUACUCAAAAACGACUCAAACAGACGACGACCGCGUAUCGAUGGGAGAAUUCAGCACAGGUAGUCAGGAGUUCGAUUACGAUGAUGAUAUGCUUCCUCUGGAUGGAGGUGGAUUCCGAGGCGAUUCGGCGCAUAGCACAUUUCAGCCAGAAACAGUGAAAGAAGAGCCAGCGCCUACCCGUCUACCUGAUCUCAGUGAAGAAGAGAAAGUUCAAAUCAUCUCAAGUCAGCGAUUUCAGACUUUUUUCAACUAUUCCGCCAAAGUUAUUGAACGAGCUCUUGCUGAGGCUGAAAAUUUCGCAGGAAUUUUACAGGUGGAUAUUUUCAUCGACUAUGCACGUGAUGGUCAUGGUGAAACCGUUGCAUCAAGCGACCGAAUGAACAAAGAUAUCCCUUCGGAGCCGCCAGGUGUAGUACUUAUAUGGAACACAAAAUUCAAAAGGAACUCUCCGGAGUACGUGUUCCAUUGCCAAUCACGACUCGCUUCUGUUGCUCUAGCACGUUUUCAUUCACAUCUCAUAAUGGCUGGAUGUUAUUCUGGACAAAUUUGUAUGUGGGACAAUCGAGUUGCCAAUAAAAAGACUCCUAUCCAUAAGAGUCCUCUUUCCACCUCAGCACAUACACAUCCUGUGUACGCGUUAGAGGUCAUAGGCAGCCAUAAUGCGCACAAUUUGGUGUCAAUAAGCACUGACGGGAAGAUGUGCAGCUGGAACGUUGAUAACCUAACUCAGCCGGUUGAUGGCAAGGAAUUGUUGUCACGGCAGGGAAAGCAGAUCCCAUGCCUAUGUAUGUCCUUCCCAGUGGCGGAUAUGAAUAAUUUCGUGGUUGGCAGCGAGGAUGGUCAUGCAUAUGCACUCAGCCGUCACGGGACAGGACAGCCAAAUGCACAGGAGCAUACUAUCUUCGAUGGUCAUAGUGCGCCAGUGUGUGGUAUUGCCUUUCACCGCGCUACUGGUCCCGUGGACCUUUCUCAUCUUUUUUUGACUUCAAGCUCUGAUUGGACUGUAAAACUAUGGAGUACAAAGGAUCCAAAGUUACGAUUCUCUUUCGAGUCGCACAAUGACUGUGUUUUCGACGUGGCGUGGUCGCCAGUGCACCCUGCUGUGUUCACUUCAAUAGAUGCGGAAGGAAAUUUAUUCCUUUGGAACUUGAAUGAAGAUAUAGAAGGUCCUGUGGCGCGCAUGAACAUUGCUCAAGAAGGAUUUCUUCGGAAGAUAGCAUGGGCUGAAAAUGGACAGCAUUUGUGUGUUGGAGACGAUCAAGGUAACCUGCAAUUGUUCGACAUACAUGAAAGUAUGUACGUAUUAAGGAGUGAAGAAUGGACAAGAUUUGCACGAGUUUUGGCCGACAUGAAACAAGCAAAUGAAGAAGCGGAUGAAAUGUCCGAGGUGAUGUCACGCCUAUCGGAUGGCCUAGGAGGAUUAAGUGGUGGGAGUACAGUGGCUAGUUUAGCCGGAGUCAAUAUUUCACCGCGACAGAAUUGGUAA
Angiostrongylus costaricensis is the source of this 1755-nucleotide messenger RNA. NCBI's taxonomy places the organism in Eukaryota, Metazoa, Nematoda, Chromadorea, Rhabditida, Metastrongylidae. The record is from the annotation of a GenBank genome assembly.